Molecule: messenger RNA, 1602 nt
Organism: Mesocricetus auratus (golden hamster)
Lineage: Eukaryota; Metazoa; Chordata; Mammalia; Rodentia; Cricetidae
Gene: Cdr1
Product: cerebellar degeneration related protein 1
Source: RefSeq, a predicted model, not a curated record
AUGUGGAGAUGCUGGAAGCCCUGGAGAUGCUGGAAGACCUGGAGGUGUAGGAAGACAUGUACUCCUUGGAAGACACGAAUUUUUUGGGAAGAUGCAGAUUUUCAGGAAGACGUGGAUUUCCGGGAAGACGUGGAUUUCCGGGAAGACGCGGAUUUCCGGGAAGACGCGGAUUUCCGGGAAGACGCGGAUUUCCGGGAAGACGCGGAUUUCCGGGAAGACGCGGAUUUCCGGGAAGACGCGGAUUUCCGGGAAGACGCGGAUUUCCGGGAAGACGCGGAUUUCCGGGAAGACGCGGAUUUCCGGGAAGACCUGGAUUUCCGGGAAGACGCGGAUUUCCGGGAAGACGCGGAUUUCCGGGAAGACGCAGAUUUCCGGGAAGACCUGGAUUUCCGGGAAGACGCGGAUUUCCGGGAAGACGCGGAUUUCUGGGAAGACCUGGAUUUCUGGGAAGACGUGGAUUUCCGGGAAGACGCGGAUUUCCGGGAAGACGUGGAUUUCUGGGAAGACGCGGAUUUCCGGGAAGACGCGGAUUUCCGGGAAGACGCGGAUUUCCGGGAAGACGCGGAUUUCCGGGAAGACCUGGAUUUCCGGGAAGACGCGGAUUUCCGGGAAGACGCGGAUUUCCGGGAAGACCUGGAUUUCCGGGAAGACCUGGAUUUCCGGGAAGACCUGGAUUUCCGGGAAGACGUGGAUUUCCGGGAAGACGUGGAUUUCCGGGAAGACGUGGAUUUCCGGGAAGACGUGGAUUUCCGGGAAGACGUGGAUUUCCGGGAAGACGUGGAUUUCCGGGAAGACGUGGAUUCUUGGGAAGACGUGGAUUUCCGGGAAGACCUGGAUUUCCGGGAAGACCUGGAUUUCCGGGAAGACGUGGAUUUCCGGGAAGACGUGGAUUCUCGGGAAGACCUGGAUUGGGAAGACGUGGAUUCUCGGGAAGACCUGGAUUCUUGGGAAGACCUGGAUUUUUGGGAAGACCUGGAUUUUUGGGAAGACCUGGAUUUUUGGGAAGACGUAGAUUUUUGGGAAGACAUGGAUUAUCCGGAAGACAUGGAUUAUCUGGAAGACAUGGAUUAUCUGGAAGACUUGGACUUCCUGGAAGCUAUGGAUUUAAUGGAAGACAUGGAUUUUUCUGGAAGAUGUGGAUGGAUGGAAGACCAGAAGCUCAAUGGAAGACAUUGAUAUUGGGAAGACAUGAAUUUUCAGGAAGACCCAAAUUAUCCGGAAGAUCAGGAUUGUAUGGAAGACAUGGAUAUGUGGAAGACUUGAGAAACCUGGAGGUUAUUGGAAGACAUAGAUCUAUUGGAAGACCUGGAUUUAGUGGAAGACUUGGGUUUCUGGAAACUUGAAUUGGUGGAAGACAUAGAUUAGCUGGAAGACAUGGAUUGACUGGAAGACACUGAUUUUUCUGGAAGACGUGGAUUCUUCUGGAAGACAUGGAUUCUUCUGGAAGACGUGGAUUCUUCUGGAAGACGUGGAUUUUCCUGGAAGACGUGGAUUUUCCUGGAAGAUCUGGAUUAUAUGGAAGACGGGAUUUGCUGGAAGACAUGGAGAUUGUCUGGAAGACAUGUAUUUUCUGGAAGAUCAGGAUUGUCUGGAAGACCUUGA